CAAAAGCCUUACAAGCAUCUGCUCCACUUCUGACUUCUCUUAUCUGCCACAGGAAAUGAAGGCCUUUCAGCUCUUCCUUACUAUCACCUUGGUUGCUCUCUUUUUUAUGUCUUCCAGUGAUGCCGCCUGCAUCUGCAUGACUACUAUAAGUAGAAAACACCAUUGCGGUCGGUCUCCUUUGCUCAGUGGAUGCGAGCCCUACACCGUCUACAAAUGUGAUGGUGUCUAUGGCAGUGUGGCCCAGUCAGUUGUAAGUUGUAAGAAAGGCUGCGUCUAUAAUCCGGAUGGCCAGGAUCAUUGCAAGUCUUAAAAAAAAAGCCUGACUUCAUGCAAAAAAGCUGUGAUUUUUUUUUGGGGGGGGGUUUAGCCCAGGUCCAUAGAGAGAUCAACUCCAUUUUAUGUAAA
Molecule: messenger RNA, 405 nt
Organism: Lobosporangium transversale
Lineage: Eukaryota; Fungi; Mortierellomycota; Mortierellomycetes; Mortierellales; Mortierellaceae
Exons: 2
Coding region: 56-310 (84 amino acids)
Source: RefSeq, a predicted model, not a curated record